AUGUGGACCUAUCCAUGCGGCCGAGAUCUCUCAACACAUCGCUCGCUCUCUCCUAUGGCCUCGUCGACGGCGAGAUUGGCUCUGGCGGGUUGUCCGCCCUCUCUUCCGAGGACCUUUCCAUCUUCGCCGUUCAAACCAUCCUCUCAUCUUCAUCAAUCAACGCCCCCUACUCGCCCGCCCCCGACGGACGACAAGCCCCUCGUCCCCGCCAUGGCCGAAGCCAAAGUCCGCUACUUUACCACCACCCGCACCUUCCCUCCCCUGCACCAAUUGCGAAAUGAAGAGCUCUCCCAAAUGCUACUCGACUCGUUCUACUCGAUUCGGUUGGAGAGGUAUCACAGCCGCAGAUACAAGUUUGUGCGCAAGUUGAAAGCUGGCUCAACGCCUGCGCGGUAUGCGGUGCAUGAGAAGGAGAGGAGGCAGGAUGAAGAGGACAAGGCCGAGUUUGAUGAUGUGCCUAAGUGGGUGAGGGGUGAAGAGUGGUCUUGGGCGGGGUUGGAGACGUCUGUGCCGCUCAAGACGUCGGAGGUGCUCAGGAUCCCGCUGUACCCUUCCUCAGCGGCCUUUGUGCCCGUGAAGAGGAUGUAUUGGGGAGUGUGGGUGGUCCAGAUGGGAAGGAGAGGAGUUGUAAUCUCAUUACGGGCGAGGAGCGGAGGAUCGUCGACCCCAUUUCGGGGUUGUUGA
This is a messenger RNA of Cryptococcus amylolentus CBS 6039, 684 nucleotides long. RefSeq lists its product as hypothetical. The record is from RefSeq and is a predicted model, not a curated record. The coding region runs from base 1 to 684 and encodes 227 amino acids. The transcript has a single exon. Lineage: Eukaryota; Fungi; Basidiomycota; Tremellomycetes; Tremellales; Cryptococcaceae.